Cetraspora pellucida is the source of this 1362-nucleotide messenger RNA. Lineage: Eukaryota; Fungi; Glomeromycota; Glomeromycetes; Diversisporales; Gigasporaceae. The record is from the annotation of a GenBank genome assembly.
AUGGAUAAUGAUAAUGAUUGGUUAGAUUUUUUUAAUAAAGAAAAUAUUCCUGAAAAAAAUCAAGAUAAUUGGCAAUUUUCUGGUUUAACUAUUGAAGAAUGUAAAAUAGCAAUAAAUAAUGGAUGGGAUAAUGAAAAUAAUAAUUUAAUAUUAAAUUAUUACAUUAAACAUCGAAAUUUUAAAAAAAUAAAUGUUUUAAAAAUAAAAAAAUCUGAAUUAAAUAAAUCACUUGAUAUUCUUGAUAAAAUUAAUGAAAAAAAUAGAAAUACAUUUAAAUCAUUACCUGAAGAUUUUGAAAUAGAUAAUAUAAAUAAUUUAGAUGAUGAAUUUUUACCACGUGGUGCAAAAAAAGAAGAUCUCUUAAAAGCUAUUAGAAAUAGAAGAAAUACAUUUCAAUAUAAAAUAAAUGAACCUAAUAAUGAAUAUAAUAAUGAUGGUUUAGAUCCAAAUGAAUAUAAAAAAAUAUUAAAAUCACUUGAUGAAACACCAGAAUGGAAAUUUGAAAAAUGGAAAAAGAAAGUAACACCAGAAUUCUUGAAUAAAUUUUUAGAUAAUUUUCUUCAAAGAAAAGGUGAUGAAAAUUUAGUAGAAAAAAAUCUUGAUGGAUGGUUAAAAGGUGAAGAUCCUUUACCUAACCAAGAUAAAUUAAAAGGAUAUAGUUUAAUUGAAAAACCUGAAAAAAAAAUAAAAGUAGCUGAAAUAAAAAAUUCUAAAUUUACUGGAAAUAUUAAUGAAAUUACAAUAUCUGGUGCUGAAGUUAUAGAAAAAGAAGCAGAACUUGAUAAAUCAUUAGCUGGUACAUAUUUAUUACCAUAUGUUUUUAAUUUAAUAGAAUUUGAUAUUGAAGCAUUAAAAAAUAAUGAAGAUGAUAAUUAUAACUCAAAUAGUUUUGCUAAAAUAAAAGAUACUACUGUAAAACUCAAAAAAGGUGGUGAAUUAAAACUUAAAAUAGUUGAUGUUGAUGGACCAGGAAUUCUUCCUAUUCUAACAGGUGGUGGUAAAACAACUAAAGUAGUAAGAUGUUUACUUACAUGUAUUUUUCCUGGAAAACAUAUUAUAUUGAUAACACCAAAUGAAGAAUUAGCAGCCGAUGCUGAAAAUCAUCAUAAUACCUGGUUACAAUAUAGUAAUGGGAUUCCUUACAAAUGUGUCAUACAUGGAAAACAAGGAGAAUUACCAUAUAUAGUAAAAAAUGGAGAAUUAGCAUCAUGGAAUAAAUUAAUUGGAUAUGAUAAUGAUGAUAAGGGUAAACCCAAUAAAAAAAAACCAAAAUAUGAAAAAAAAUCUAGUGCUGAUCCAGGAAAAUCAACAUUAUCAAUAUUACAAUUACAUCACUUAGUUAGAUAUAUUGCAUGUGAAAAA